Molecule: messenger RNA, 1005 nt
Organism: Helobdella robusta
Lineage: Eukaryota; Metazoa; Annelida; Clitellata; Rhynchobdellida; Glossiphoniidae
Exons: 2
Coding region: 1-1005 (334 amino acids)
Source: RefSeq, a predicted model, not a curated record
AUGCAAACAUCAAGUGCUGCCGAUAUCAACAACUCGGCAACUAAAGAUCUUCCGAUAUUUUCAACUUUUACAUCUGUCGGAAAUGUCAAGGUGGAAUCCACCAGUGUUCGCUGCCCAAUGUCACAAAAAAAGCUACAACAGCAACCACAAGAGCAACAACAGCCACAACAACGGCUAUCCCAGCAGCAGCUGAAACAGACACAUCAACUAGCAAGAGAGCAACAACUUAAUCAACUUAAUCAGCCGUCUGAACAGCAACAAUGUUUGCCACAACACCAACAAUAUUCACAACAUCAACAUCUAAUGAAUAUUCAACAUCAACACCCACUACAGAAAAUGUACUACAAUCAGUGCGUUGGAAUGCCGCAACAACAACAGCAACAUCAGCAACAACUACAGCAACAUCAGCAACAACUACAGCAACAACUACAGCAACAUCAGCAACAACAACAGCUACUAAAAAAUUUCGAUUGUAAUCUCAAAUCACCACAACAACAACAUCAAGCGCAACAUAACCUCCAAUGUAGUCAACAGCAGCAGCUGCAGCAACAAAUUGAAUUAUCAUAUCAAAUCGAUCUGAACACGGAACAUUCAAAACAUCUAAUUCAAGAUAAAAGUUUUAUUUCAAAACAGCCAUCACAGCAACAUUAUAAGCCGCAUCAACAUGCAUCGCAACAACAUCAACCGCAACAACAUCAACAGUCACAUCAACAACAGCAACGAACAUGUUCACCAUCAAACCUUCAUGGAAGCACUCUCAAUCGACAACACAAUAUACAACAGAUCGGCUGUAAUAACACCAGCAGCAGCAACAACAACAACAACACUAUACCAUUAUUGCCCGCAUUCCACACAUCAACAACAAUUACACAAUCCAACAAUCUCAACAACAGCAUCAACACAAUUCAACCGGCUUCGACUGCACCGGAGGGUACAGCAACGAACACGCUUUUGAGCAAAACACAACUGAAACACCACGCCAAUAUCAAAUCAAGUUUUGUCUGA